Molecule: messenger RNA, 1489 nt
Organism: Humulus lupulus (European hop)
Lineage: Eukaryota; Viridiplantae; Streptophyta; Magnoliopsida; Rosales; Cannabaceae
Product: serpin-Z10-like
Exons: 2
Coding region: 68-1246 (392 amino acids)
Molecular function (GO): serine-type endopeptidase inhibitor activity
Source: RefSeq, a predicted model, not a curated record
CUGAGAAACGAGAAUAGAUGAAAACCCAUCUAGCUCUCUCAUCAAAGCUUGUUUUCUCCAAACUCAAAUGGAGUUAUGCAUACGGGUAAUGAAGAGAGCCCUUAUGUACGAACAAACUAAAGAUUUAUUAGGCAAGAACUUUAUAGUUUCACCAUUGUCGUGUACAAUUCUGCUGAGUAUGGUGGCUUCUGGACUGAAAGGAGAAGCUUUAGAGCAGAUGAUGUUCUUCUUUAGGCUGAGAAUGGGGCUGAGAAGUAUAGCUGAUCUAAUCUCUGAGUCUGAUCGACUGAUGGCUAUGGUAUCACUUGACAGCACCAAAGGGCUCUUACCUUUGUCCUCUGCCAAUGGCGCUUGGGUGGAUAUGAAGUACAAGCUCAAGCCUUCAUUUCAACAAGUUUUGAAGACCACUUACAGAGCAGAUUCCAUGGCACUAGAUUUUGCCAACGAGCUUGAAGAAGCAGUUGCUGAAAUUAAUACUUGGGUGGAGAAAGCAACAAAUGGGAACAUCAAAGACAGUGUUUCAAAGCAGUUCUUGCUCAAGGAUACUGUCCUAAUCCUUGCCAAUGCUCUCUACUUCAAAAGAACUCGUAAAAGGUCAAGAUCAUUACUUCCAUCUCGAACCAUUAUUUUGAAUUUCUACACCUUAGAUGGUAAAACUGUUAAAGUUCCCUUCUUAACUCAUUCUUUCCUCUACUUUCCAUAUGGAUACUCCCAAGGGUGUAAGAUUCUCAAGUUGCCUUAUUAUGUGGGGAAUCAAAAGGGUGUAAAACUGUUCUCAAUGUACAUUUUUCUUCCUGAUGAGAAAGAUGGGCUGCAUGACUUGAUCAAACAAUUGAGUUCAGACUCAACACUACUCAAUCUACGGUUCGAAUUCAAGUAUGUGAAAAUGGAAGAGAUAAUGAUACCAAAGUUCAAGUUCAAGUAUAGCACAGAAGUUUCUGAUAUUAUGGAGCAAAUGGGGCUGAGGCUGAACAUGAACAAGGAUGCCGAGAUGGUAGAAGGAGUACCAGACCCCAGUACUGCUAUCAUUGAUGAUAUGAAAGUUUGUCACAGUUGUUGUAUUGAAGUUGAUGAAAAUAGAACUGACCCUGUCGAUCUGAUUGAUCGGGUAUUUGGUGGUGGUGGCCAUGGCAAUUUUCCUCACUCUAAAUUCAUUGCAGACCAUCCAUUUAUGUUCAUGAUAAGAGAAGACACUUCUGAAACUCCUAUCUUUGUUGGAGCUGUGGUUAAUCCCCUCCUUCGGUGAACUUGGCCUUAUUAUACUUUUGAACUUGUUAAUAUUAGUAGUAUCAAAUUUCACAUAUGAAAAUUUGAUACUAAAUAGGUGGGGCACUAGUAGAAAUACUCUUACUAUAUUUGUGUGUUAUAACGUGUAAAAGUCAAGGUGAGUAAUUAUACUGUUGGACUUGAUGAAACUAAUUUGGAAAAGGGUUGUUAUUUGGCAUUUUACACAAUUACUAAUGAAGCCCUAAGCUAGCAAAUAUGUAAA